Botrytis byssoidea is the source of this 3373-nucleotide messenger RNA. RefSeq lists its product as uncharacterized. The coding region runs from base 301 to 3087 and encodes 928 amino acids. Gene Ontology annotation, molecular function: DNA-binding transcription factor activity, RNA polymerase II-specific; DNA binding; zinc ion binding. The transcript is spliced from 5 exons. Lineage: Eukaryota; Fungi; Ascomycota; Leotiomycetes; Helotiales; Sclerotiniaceae. The record is from RefSeq and is a predicted model, not a curated record. Gene Ontology annotation, biological process: regulation of DNA-templated transcription; DNA-templated transcription.
CCUCUUGACCCUCUUGACCCUCUUGACCCUCUUGACCCUCUCUCUACUCAAGUCCCGAAAAACUGUAAAAAUAGCCCCCGUACCGAGAAGCCCAGAUUUAUCAAUUCAACUCAACUCAAUUCAAUUCAAUUUAAAUUAAAUCUAAUUUCACGAUCAUCCAUCUUUCCACCCACACACACACCACACGCACUCUUCCUCCCCCCCAGCUAUUCGAUUCAAUCCGCCGACAAUACCAUUAGGGAAAUUAUUAUACAAUUAGUCACUCGCAUGAUCAACGAGCACUAAGAAAUACCGGCUACUAUGGCCUCAACCGAGAUGUCCGCAGAUGGUUCAGGUUCCUCGAACCAAUAUUCUGCUCCAGCGCCUCAAAUGAGUAGUCAAGCUCCUGCUGGUUCGAAUGCUGCACCUAGCUCGCAGCUCCCGGGACAUGCUUCAUUUAGAAGACAACGAGCUUCACGAGCUUGCCAAACAUGCCACGCUCGAAAGGUACGAUGUGAUGCUGCGAGUCUGGGGGUGCCUUGCACAAAUUGCGUCGCCUUCUCCAUAGAAUGCAAGAUCCCAACGCCGAAACGUAAGAAGACAAAUAGUAAAAACAAAGAUUCUGAUAGGUACAAAUUACCUCGGGUCUCUGAAGGGCUUGCAGCUGACGAGGGUAGCGACCGAGGAGAAACAAUUGACGAACGAUCACCUCAGAACAAUGACUCCCCAAGUACCCAAACUACCAGGACCUCAAUCGGUUAUAACACGCAAGAUGGAACGCCUGCGACUUCUCUCACUGAAGCUCAGGCUCGUCAGCGGGAUAGCGACGAGACUACCUACGCUCAAUUCAUGAAGCCUAAAUUCACCAGAGCGCCCAUAAAGGAGGCAGGAAGAGUAGCAUAUCUAGGAGAAUCGUCGAAUUUGACACUACUCGUACACGACCGACAUGGCAACGCAGAUGUUGUACAUUAUCCUUUGCCGGAGAAUAUUAGAGGAUCUAGGGCGAGGCUGACGGAAUUGGAUAAUGUGGAAAUUGAUAUCCUACAUCAACGGGGAGCAUUUUUACUCCCUCCUCGGUCUCUUUGUGAUGAACUGGUAGAUGCAUAUUUCAAAUGGGUUGCUCCAAUUGUGCCUGUAAUCAAUCGGAACAGAUUCAUGAGGCAAUAUCGCGAUGCGAAGAAUCCUCCUUCGCUUCUGUUACUGCAGGCUAUCCUCCUGGCUGGAUCCAGGGUCUGUACAAAUCCCCAAUUAAUGGAUGCUAAUGGAUCAACGACUCCCGCUGCCUUGACAUUUUACAAGCGUGCGAAAGCACUUUACGACGCGAACUAUGAAGAUGAUAGAGUUACAAUUGUACAAGCUUUGGUCUUGAUGGGAUGGUAUUGGGAAGGACCAGAAGAUGUAACGAAGAACGUAUUCUAUUGGAGCAGGGUUGCGACAAUUGUCGCACAAGGCUCAGGUAUGCAUAGGAGUGUUGAAGGUUCUGCGCUCAGCAAAGCCGACAAGAGGCUCUGGAAGCGAAUCUGGUGGACGCUGUUUACCCGUGACCGAUCGGUUGCCGUUGCUCUUGGCCGCCCUGUGCAUAUAAAUACCGAUGACUCCGAUGUGGAGAUGGUUAGUGAGGAUGAUUUUGUCGAAGAUGAAACCGAUCACCCCGCCGAAUUCAUCCAAGAUCCUGUGCAUGUCCAAUUUUUCCUUCAAUAUGUAAAGCUUUGCGAAAUUAUGGGAUUGGUUCUCUCACAGCAAUAUAGCGUAGCUUCAAAGGCUCGACGGCAAAAUGCGAUCGACCUCACCCACAGUGAUAUGGCAUUGGCAGAUUGGCUGUCUCAUUGUCCUAAGGAGGUAUAUUGGGAGAUGCCUCGACAUCAAUUUUGGGCAGCCUUGCUACAUUCCAAUUACUACACAACACUCUGCUUGUUACAUAGAGCGCACAUGCCACCGGCUACUACACAGAGAGGUAAUUAUGAGGAAAAUGUAUAUCCAUCUCGAACUAUCGCAUUUCAAGCUGCAGGAAUGAUUACGUCCAUCAUCGAGAACUUAUCGGCACAUGAAGAGCUACGAUACUGUCCAGCAUUCAUCGUGUACAGUUUAUUCUCUGCAUUGAUUAUGCAUGUUUAUCAGAUGCGAUCCUCAGUGCCAUCUAUCGUUGCAGCUACCCAAGAGCGAAUGAGAGUUUGUAUGAAUGGCUUGAAGGAUGUAUCAAGAGUUUGGCUCGUGGCCAAGAUGGUUUACACACUGUUUGAGUCCAUCUUGGGAAAUAAGGUUCUUGAAGAACGUCUUCAGAAAGCUGCUGGAAAACGACAUAAACGUAUGGUACAGAGUAUUAGCGAGGGCCUUAAUCAAGCUAAGAAUGAAUCGCAAAAGAGAAAAUAUGACGACAUGUCACUGGAUUUCGCUGUGGGCAGUGGACCCGCGCCACAAGAAUCGUACGAGAGGUCCAGACCUCAAACACCAAGUCAGGGUUAUAAUUCAUCAUCGAUGCCUGCACCACCACCUAUUACAUCACCAAAUCAGCGUCAAAAUCGAGAUACGUUUAUGGGAGGUUCUAAUUCUCGUCCUCACACACGUCCGCCCACACCUUUCAACCCCUCAUACUCCGUCCCGGCUACGCCUCCGGAUCUCUAUCUUGUUACUAGGAACUCUCCAAACAUAUCACAAUCUCUCUGGGAGAACUUCCAGCCAGAUCAGUUGUUCCCUGAAGGUGGUCCUAGUUUGAAUAACAUUCAAUUCUCCCCACCAAGUCAUCCCAACCUUGAUCCAAAUCUCAUGCCUCAUCUAGGCGCACCUCAGCCCCCAAUCCCAAACCAAAAUCAAUCAAAUCAAUUGCCUCAACGCAUGCAACGAGGCCAACCUGGAAUGAGUGGUAGUCCAAUUCAAGGUGGUGGAAUGCUUCCAGCUGGAGUUCCUCCUAAUUAUAAUAUGGGCCAAGGUAUGUGGCAGCAAGGUUUUGAGCAGCCAAUGCAUGAGCCUCAAGGCCAAAGUCCUAGUGAUACCUGGAGUAAUAGUUCUGCACAAGCUGUUCCUACAACUUUAAAUGUUGAAGAUUGGUUUCAAUUUUUUGGAAUUAAUGGGGAUUUAACUGGUAUGAAUGGCGAUGUCCCACUCGCUUGAUUCUUCUUGUAAGGAUUUGGAUCUGGAAGUGGAAAAGGAAACCGGCCGGUUGCUAUUUAUGAGCAAAGACUUGCUUGACGUGGUUCUUGAUGAGCUAUUUCCUCGAGUACUUAAAAAUUGGUCAUGGAGCGUGUAGGUGUAGCUCAUGCCGCUGUAUUAUAAGCCUUUUGGAACCCACCUAAUGAAUAGGAAAUGAAACUUAUCAAAGUAAAUGUCUUAAAAAUACAUUAUUUUGAUACUUGUAACACAAAAAAUCAAACAUUACUAGCGAAUAAUCGAAAUAUAA